Acinonyx jubatus (cheetah) is the source of this 7060-nucleotide messenger RNA. RefSeq names its product phospholipid-transporting ATPase IB-like. The transcript has 35 exons. The coding region runs from base 3440 to 6712 and encodes 1090 amino acids. Lineage: Eukaryota; Metazoa; Chordata; Mammalia; Carnivora; Felidae. Gene Ontology annotation, molecular function: ATPase-coupled intramembrane lipid carrier activity; ATP binding; magnesium ion binding. The record is from RefSeq and is a predicted model, not a curated record. Gene Ontology annotation, biological process: phospholipid translocation; neuron development. Gene Ontology annotation, cellular component: plasma membrane.
CACAGCCAAGUACAGCAUAUGGUCAUUCCUCCCUCGAUAUCUGUAUCUGCAGUUUAGCAAAGCUGCUAAUGCUUUCUUCCUGUUCAUUACUAUAUUGCAGACCUUGACACCACCAUUUUACUCUGACUCCAUGAAUCUGGCUACAUUAGAUAUCUCACAUAAGUGGAUUCAUGCAGUAUUUGUCUUUCUAUAGCGUACUUCAUUAUAAUGCCUUCAAGAUUCAUCCAUGUUGUUACAUGUGGCAGAACUUCCUUCUUUUUAUAAUUUUUUUUAACAUUUAUUUAUUUUUGAGAGACAGAAAGACACAGAGCGUGAGCAGGGGAGGGGCAGAGAAAGAGGGAGACACAGAAUCCGAAGCAGGCUCCAGGCUCCGAGCUGUUAGCACAGAGCCCGAUGCGGGGUUUGAACUCACAAACCGCGAGAUCAUGACCUGAGCCAAAGUUGGCUGCUUAACCAACUGAGCCACCCAGGUGUCUCAGAAUUUCCUUCUUUUUAAAAUCUGAAUAAUAUUCCAUUGUAUAGAUGCCACAUUUUCUUUAUCCACUCAUCCAUCGACAGACAUUGAUGUUGUUCCCAUAUCUUGGCUAUUGUGAAUAAUUCUGAGCUGAAUGUGGGAGUGCUGCUGUCUCUCCAAGAUCCUGGUUUCAACUUUUGGAUAAAUACCCAGAAGUGGGAUGGCUGAAGCAUAUGGUAGUUCUAUUUUAAUUUCUUUGAAAAAGUUCCGUAUUAUUUUCUGUAACAGCAGCACCAUUUUAUAUUCCCAACAGAAGUAUACAAGGAUUCCAAUUUUUUCACGUCCUCACCAACACUUGUUAUUUUCUGUGUUUAAUUAAUAGCCAUCCUAACAUGUGUGAGGUGAUACCUCAUUGUGGUUGCGAAUUUCAUUUGCCUGGUGACUAGUGACAUUGAGCACCUUUUCAUGUACCUCUUGGCCAUUUGUAUGUUGUCUUUGGAGAAAUGUCUAUUCAAGUCUUUUGCCCAUUGUGAUUGGAUUAUUAUUAUUAUUAUUUUCCUGUUGAAUUGGAGUUCCUUCUAUAUCCUUACCAGAUGGAGGGUUUUCAAAUAUUUUCUCCUAUUUUGUAGUCUGCCUUUGCAUUUUUUUGAUGGUUCCCCUUGCUGUGCAGAAGAAUUUUAGUUUGGUGUAGUCCCACUUGUCUGUUUUUGCUUUUGUUGCCUGUGCUUUUGGCGUCAUAUCCAAGAAAUCUUUGCCAAGACCAACGUCUGGAAGCUUUCCCUCUGUGUUUUCUUUUAGGAAUGACAUCUUUUCAAAACACUUAAAUUCAAGACCUUCCAUAAUCUGGUUUAUUCCUGUUUCUUCAACCUUGUUUUUGUCAUGAACCUUGCAACCCAACGCAAUCUGAGAGGCAAGUCUCCUCACAAUUCUUCGGUUUUCUUCCUCUCUUUAGACCUUGGUUCAUUCUAGUCUCCAACCCAGAAGGCACUCAUCUGGCUAUACCCCACCCAUUCUCUUAAAGGCAUAACUCAAAGCCAUCCCCCUCCAAACUCCACUAAAUGCCAUGUCCCAUGCUAAUUUCUCCCUCCCUUAUCUUCUGUAGCAGUAAUCUGUGCUAUGCAUUAUAAUUGGUUUUAUUUCUCCUGGCAAACUGCAAAUUCCUUGAGAAUAGAAACCGUGCCUUCAAGGGACACCUGGGUGGCUCAGUAGGUUAGCUGUCCCACUUCAGCUCAGAUCAUGAUCUCACAGUUGGUAAGUUUGAGCCCUGCAUUUGGCUCUGUGCUGACGGCUCGGAGCCUGGAGCCUGCUUCAGAUUCUGUGUCUUCCUCUCUCUCUGCCCCUCCCCCACUCACGCUUUGUCUCUGUCUCUCAAAACUAAAUAAAAACGUGGAAAGAAAGAAAGAAAGAAAAGAAAAGAAACAGUGCCUUCAAAACGGCCAAGCUUUGAGAUAAGAAUUUACUGAAUCUGUUGAAUUGACCUUAAACAGAAGAUUGGCACUAGCAAAAAUUUAUAGAGAUCACAGAGCGUGUACCAAAACCUGGGCGUGAAAUUAAUAAUUCAAGGAUGAAUUGUCAGACGUAGUUCUCCCUUUGGAGAGCGGGUAGUCUUAACAUACAAGUGCUUUAGGAAAUAUUUAUAAAGUGCUAGGGAACACGGCCUACUCUGGGCUUGAGGGCGAGUGGUUCAGGAAAAGGUACUGAAAAAGAAGACAUUUGAGCCAAAGACCAGAGAAUGAGGAGCUCAACAGUAAGUAGAGGUCAGCAGAAGAAGAGAAGACCUUUGGGGCACAGAAGACCGUGUGAGCAAAGGCACAGCAACCGGAAACACUGGUCGCCUUUUGAGAGAACCGGGGACCCAGUGGGGGAGGGAAAGAGGUAGACUUUUCUCCAAGAAGGUCUUAUAUGUUUUGCAUUGUGGAAAUUUAAAGCGUUAAAAUUUUCUCUAGCAUGUGAAAUGUUCUGGAAAUGGUAAAAAUUUUGUCUGGAGUGUAGAGAAGAAGCUAAAGAUGUUGGCCGAGGCCAGGUAACGAGAAGCUUCGGGAGCUACAUUCAGAAGCUUGGACUGUAGUGAGAAGGCAGUGACAGUCAGGAGCUACAGUGAAGUGACCAGCUCCGGCGAGGCUUUAACUGAGGAAAAGAGAGAGGGGGGCCUGGGAGCAACACGACGGGCUUGGGGUGCACUGGAGAGAGAUGGAGAAGUCAGGCAGAGGCAAGUUAUUUGGAAGGCAGGUUUCAUUGAUAGCCUCAGUGAUCCUAGAACCUCUCCCUUUCUUCCUCUGUGUCUGACUGCUUUUAAAGUAACCACAAGAAUUAUUGAGCGCUUCAGAAUAGAUACUCUUUGGCUGCACAAAGAAAUAACAAGCAGGAAAUAAGGCAGCAUAGAGAGUAUCCACUCUCUAGACCCAAGUCUAGAAAUACAGGCCUGAGAGCUGUUCUAAAUCUGUUAAAGGAUCUCCUUUACAACCUCAUCUACCCUUGAGUCCAUCAGAAAACUGCCAGUCUGCUUGUCACUUUAUUUCUCCUAUCUUUAAACAGUGGGGCAUAGCCCCAGAGCCCUCUCCACAGGUAAUUUGUACCCAAGCAACGUUAUUCUCCCAGGCCUCCAAAAAAUUUCUCUUCCGCCUCAAAAAGAAGCAAGAUUCGGUUAAGAUAACUGACCUUCUGGCUUUAACUGUUUGGAAAGGAUGCUAUCUUAGACAAUUAAGUUUUGAAAGCUUCAAAUACAGUCAGCUUCAGAAUACAGUCCAAGCCUCUGAAUUCAAAACAUAAUAACAGUAUUCUCUUGGGAAGGUGACAUAUGACUGAAGCGUUAAGUAGGCGCCCUGGUGGCUUUCCCAUAAUGUAAUGUUUCACACCAUGCUCGAGGGAUGGUUUCGAUGUGCUAAGAGUCUCUUUCCCCUUUUUAUUUGACACCGUGUGUUGUUUUCAUGUCCUGGGUAUGCCACGAGUAGCCUGGCUUUUAGCGUUAAGCAAAAUACAAGAAAAAUGUAUCAUAGAAUUCAUAGUGUAACUCUGUUUUCGCAGCAAAUUCCAGAUGUGUCUCCAACGGGAAAAUAUACAACUCUCUUGCCUUUGAUGAUUAUACUUACCAUUUCAGGCAUCAAAGAGAUUGUAGAAGAUUAUAAACGACAUAUGGCAGACAGAUUAGUCAACACAAAGAACACAAUAGUGUUCAGAGAGAAUGAAUGGCAAGUGAUUAUGUGGAAAGAGGUCAAGGUGGGUGACAUUGUGAAGGCCUCAAAUGGACAGUUCCUUCCUGCAGACAUGGUUCUGAUUUCUUCCAGUGAACCUGAGGCAACAUGUUAUGUUGCAACAUCUAAUCUGGAUGGGGAGACAAACCUAAAAAUACGGCAGGCUUUGUUAGAAACAGCUGAAAUGCAAACAGAACAAUUGUCAAGCCUCUCUGGAAAGAUAGAAUGUGAAGGACCUAAUCGUCAUUUCAAUACCUUCAUUGGAACCUUGUAUCUAAAUGGUAAAAGCCCUGUUGCAGUAGGGCCUGAUCAGGUCUUGCUAAGAGGUACACAACUUAAAAAUACCCGGUGGAUCCUUGGCAUAGUUGUUUACACUGGAUCUGAAACCAAAUUCAUGCAGAAUUCCAUCAAAUUGCCUCUCAAGAGAUCGACUGUUGAGAAGGUGACCAACGUGCAGAUCCUGGUGUUGUUCCUGCUGCUUCUGGCCAUGUCCUUGGUGAGCUGUGUGGGAGCCAUACUCUGGAAGGAAGGGCAUGGAGGAGACAUUUGGUACAUCGGGACGAAGGAUUACAGCUCCCACAGCUUAGGGUUUGACAUAUUGGUGUUCAUCAUCUUGUAUCACAAUCUCAUCCCCGUUAGCCUGCUGGUCACUCUGGAAAUUGUGAAAUAUAUUCAGGCCCUGUUUAUAAACUGGGAUGAAGAUAUGCAUUAUGAAGGAAAUAACGUCUAUGCCAUGGCCAGAACGUCCAAUCUUAACGAAGAGCUUGGGCAGGUAAAAUAUUUAUUUUCUGAUAAAACAGGAACACUCACUUGCAAUAUUAUGACAUUGAAGAAGUGUACCAUUGCAGGUAUAAUUUAUGGAAAUCUGUCAAACAGAAGUGAUACCGUUUUGGACAACCUAAGUGCAUCACCGUCUGCCAUCACAGAAUCCGGUGGAUUUAAUGACCCAACAUUAUUGCAGAACUUUGAGAAUGGCCACCCCACGAGAGAUUACAUAAAGGAGUUUCUCACCCUGUUAUGUGUGUGUCACACUGUUGUUCCCGAGAGAGACGGAGGUAAUACAACCUACCAGGCUUCCUCCCCAGAUGAAGCAGCUUUAGUGAAAGGAAUGAAGAAACUUGGCUUUGUUUUUACCACAAGAACGCCAUCCUCUGUCACCAUAAAUGCUAUGGGAGAAAACUUCACAUUUGAAAUUCUUAACAUCCUGGAGUUUUCUAGUAAUAGAAAAAGGAUGUCUGUAAUUGUCCGAACUCCUACAGGAAAGCUCCGGCUGUACUGCAAAGGGGCUGAUACAGUGAUUUAUGAGAGACUUUCAGAUGACUCUCUCUUUGUGAAGGAGACAUUAACCCAUCUGGAAUAUUUUGCCAAAGAAGGACUGAGAACUCUCUGUAUUGCCUAUACAGAUUUAACGGAGAAACAAUAUCAACAGUGGUUGAUGGAGUAUAAAAAAGCAAGUACAGUUAUACAGGACAGAAGGCAGAGUUUGGAAGAAUGUUACGAUCAUAUCGAAAAGGAAUUUCUGCUGCUUGGUGCCACAGCCAUUGAAGAUCACCUUCAAGCACGUGUUCCAGAAACGAUAACAACUUUACUGAACGCAAACAUAAAAAUAUGGGUCCUGACAGGAGAUAAACAAGAAACUGCAAUUAACAUAGCAUAUUCCUGUAAACUGUUAUCAACUAAAAUGCCUUGUAUUCGAUUGAAUUCAAACUCACUCGAGGCAACACAACAAGCAGUUAAUCAGAACUGUCAAGAUCUUGGAGUCCUGUUAGGUGAAGAAAAUGACCUGGCCCUCAUCAUUGAUGGUGAAACACUGAAGUAUGCCUUCCAUCCUGAAGUUAAGAGGAGCUUUGUCAACUUGGCCCUCUCAUGCAGAGCAGUAUUAUGUUGUAGGUUAUCUCCCCUCCAGAAGGCAGAAAUAGUCGACGUGGUUAAGAAGCACGUAGGGGCCAUCACUCUUGCCAUCGGGGAUGGUGCCAAUGACGUUGGGAUGAUCCAGAUGGCCCACGUGGGUGUGGGAAUCAGUGGGAAUGAGGGCAUGCAGGCCACCAACAACUCAGAUUUUGCCAUUGCACAGUUUAGCUACUUGGAGAAGCUUCUGUUGGUUCAUGGAGCUUGGAAUUAUUUUCGAGUGACAAAAUGCAUAUUAUAUUGUUUCUACAAAAAUGUCGUGUUAUAUGUUAUUGAGCUUUGGUUCGCCUUUGUUAAUGGAUUUUCUGGGCAGAUUAUAUUUGAACGCUGGUGCAUCGGCUUGUACAAUGUGAUUUUCACUUCAUUACCACCUCUUACUCUGGGAAUCUUUGAACAGUGUUGCAGUGAGAAGAGCCUGCUUAGGUGCCCACAACUCUACAGGAUUUCUCAGGCAGGGAAAAUUUUCAACACAAAGGUAUUUUGGUUUCAAUGCACAAAUGCUUUGGUCCAUUCCUUCAUUCUCUUCUGGCUGCCCAUGAAAAUGCUGGAGCAUGAUAUGGUCUUACAAGGGGGUUACACUACAGACUAUUUGUUUCUUGGAAAUUUCAUUUAUACGUAUGUAGUUGUUACUGUUUGUCUGAAAGCUGGUUUAGAGACACUAUCUUGGAAUAAAUUUAAUCAUCUGGCAAUUUGGGGAAGCAUAAUUAUAUGGCUGGUGUUUUUUGCAAUUUACUCUUUCUUAUGGCCCACCAUUCCUGUUGCUCCUGAAAUGACAGGACAGGUCAGUGUGGUCCUGCUUUGUCCACACUUCUGGCUGGGUUUCUUCAUAGUCCCUAUUGUGUGCCUGAUUCUAAAUCUACUAUGGACAUCGAUUAGAAAUACCUGCAACGGAACGUUCCUAGAAGAAGUUCGUAAGAUGGAAAGAGGCAGAGUUCAAGAACUUCAUCUUCCAACAGCGUUUGAAAAGAGCGUGAAGACAGAACACCUCCGACUGCCUCUGUCCAGCCAGCUGCACAAGGUGGUCUUCCAGGAUGAAUCUGUUGAUCGAAGCGCCCCACGUGGGUACGCAUUUUCUCAGCUAGAACAAGGUGUGAUUACUCAGGAAGAACUCAUCCGUUCUUAUGACGCUACUAAAAUCAAAACCAGUGAGAGCUUAUAGUCCGAUCUCUUCUGAGUCCAGCUACGAGUGAGGUUUGGACCACAUCCUGUGUUCUCAUGUCCUUCCCCGAGACCGUAGAACGUGCCAACGCCCCCAAAUGCUCAUUUCUUGUGGCUCUGGCCAAUUUGUUAUUUAUGUAUCGACGGAGUCACAAUCCUUGGAUAUAAAUAAUGGGGGAAGCCUAUUUGCUUUUUUUAAAAUUUGCGUUCAAUGUUUCACCUAACUUGUUUACUUUUUUGUGGUUGUGAGAUAAUCAGUUCAGUCUGAAGUAUAAAAUUAAAAGCAUUCUGUUUCACCAAAACUUAAGCUCUGGUAUAAGUUGUUUUGGGAGAAAAGGUAAAGAAUGUC